AUGAAGUGCGAUUGCCUUGCCAGAAGAGCUAUUCUCUUCGUCACGUUCAUUAUAGCGACCACUGUUCUCUAUGGCUUCACGACCAAAUUCUUGUUCACGGCUCCUAAUUACGACGAUGUGAGCAUUGAUCCGGAAGGAGGAAGUUACUACGAUUACGGAUCCAAGGUUGCUGCUGCUGUCUGGAAAGGUGCUGGUCAAUGGAUUGGCAUGUCUGAACCUAGUCCGGAUAACACGACUAUCUUUCCAGGAGAAGUCAGCAAAGAUGUGAUUGUGUCAUCGCAGGAGCAGCAACUGCAGCCAACCUCAACACCGAUCGAUGAAUUGGAUCCGGAACAGACUUUGAUGACUACUACAAACCAAGAGAAGACGUCAAGAAGACAACGACUGCGACUCCACCGUGUGAACUCGCAAUCAUACCGCUCUCGACCCUGA
This is a messenger RNA of Aureobasidium musti, 432 nucleotides long. The record is from the annotation of a GenBank genome assembly. Lineage: Eukaryota; Fungi; Ascomycota; Dothideomycetes; Dothideales; Saccotheciaceae.